AUGACGUUGUCAAUGAUUCUUGAUGUUAACAUUUCUUGGUCUUCUAUGUGUCUUGGUUCUUUCUGUCACGUUGCUUGCACUUUUUUGGAUUCUGCAGAUCCUGAUUUUGAAAAUGUGGUUCAUAAGCCACGCAAGCCCUUUAAUUGGCUGCUGUUUAGAUGCAUCUUUGUUCUUUCUGUGAUGUUGCUUGCAAUUGUGCAUUUCCUUGGAAAAGUCAUAGAUAGCUUGGGAUUUAAUUGCAAAUCUCCUGAUUUUCGAGGAGAUGCUGGCUGUGUAGAGAAAGGGGCGAAAUCAGGAUUAGAUGUCUUUGCUCAUAAUAUUGAAACGGUUGAAGAGCUUCAGAGUUCUGUGCGUGAUCACUGUGCUAAUUUCAAGCAGUCUUCAGAUGUUUUAGUGAUGGCCAAGGACUACGCUCCUGCUGGAACUCUUGCCAAAACUUCAAUAAUGUUAGGCUAUGGAGAAACACCCGAGCAAGUUGUCAGAACUAUGGAGAAGGUGAGAGCAGCAGGUGUGGAUGUGAUGACAUUUGGUCAAUAUAUGAGACCGUCAAAGCGCCAUGUGCCAGUGUCUGAAUACAUUAUUCCUUAG
Messenger RNA from Quercus robur (English oak), 588 nucleotides. RefSeq names its product lipoyl synthase, mitochondrial-like. The transcript has 3 exons. The record is from RefSeq and is a predicted model, not a curated record. Lineage: Eukaryota; Viridiplantae; Streptophyta; Magnoliopsida; Fagales; Fagaceae. Gene Ontology annotation, cellular component: mitochondrion. Gene Ontology annotation, molecular function: 4 iron, 4 sulfur cluster binding; lipoate synthase activity. Gene Ontology annotation, biological process: lipoate biosynthetic process. Bases 1 to 588 code for a protein of 195 amino acids.